Aspergillus puulaauensis is the source of this 921-nucleotide messenger RNA. Its product is annotated as putative mitochondrial methylglutaconyl-CoA hydratase (Auh). NCBI's taxonomy places the organism in Eukaryota, Fungi, Ascomycota, Eurotiomycetes, Eurotiales, Aspergillaceae. The transcript has 2 exons. Gene Ontology annotation, cellular component: mitochondrion. The record is from RefSeq and is a predicted model, not a curated record. Gene Ontology annotation, biological process: fatty acid beta-oxidation. Bases 1 to 921 code for a protein of 306 amino acids. Gene Ontology annotation, molecular function: enoyl-CoA hydratase activity.
AUGCCUCCACGUCUUACGCGCUUCGCAGCGCUUCCAAUCCGAGCACCCCCGACCGUCUCGCUGCGCGUGAAAGUCGCGAGAUACAGCACCGCUCCCGAAGAUGCCGUGAUCCAAACACAAUAUGUUCCUGCGCCUGGAUCUGGAAAUAUUCGCGUUCUCCUUCUGAACAGACCUAAUGCUCGAAACGCACUAUCCCGGAGUCUCCUGACCUCGCUGGCUCAGCAUGUGCAGUCGAUCUCGUCUGAAGGUGGCAACGGGCCGACCAGAGCUCUGGUUAUCGGCAGCAAUACUGAUACAGCGUUUUGCGCGGGCGCUGACUUGAAAGAGAGGUUACAUAUGUCGAAGGAUGAGACGAACGCAUUUUUGGCAAAGUUGAGAGGUACAUUUCGCGACCUUGCAGCUCUCCAAGUUCCUACGAUCUCUGCCCUUUCUUCAACGGCGCUAGGAGGUGGCCUCGAGCUUGCCCUCUGCACACAUUUCCGCGUCUUCGGUUCAAACAGCACUGUCGGCCUUCCCGAGACAAAGCUCGCAAUUAUCCCAGGCGCAGGUGGCACAUAUCGUCUUCCCUCAAUUGUCGGUGUGAACCGUGCUCGGGACCUCAUCCUCACUGGACGCCGUGUUACCGCGCCUGAAGCCUACUUCAUGGGACUGUGUGAUCGAUUGGUCGAGAUACUUCCCGAGGAGGAGAAGAAGGACGGUGGCGCGCGUGAUAAGGUGUUACGUGAGAGUAUCAAGCUUGCUAUGGAUAUCUGCGAUGGCGGUCCUAUCGCUAUCAAUCAGGCGUUGAAGGCAGUGAACGGGUUCGAGAAGGGUGAGGUUGCAGAGAAUGAGGCUUAUGAUGGCGUCGUUGAGACAGAGGACAGACGCGAAGCUCUUCUUGCAUUUGCGGAGAAAAGAAAGCCUGCGUUUCGGGGACGGUAG